AUGGCGGACUGGGGCGCCAUCAUCAUCGGGCUGCUGUCGGCCUUUGGCUCGGCCAUCCUGAUUGCCAUCAUCUUCUCCAUCGUCUACUUCUUCCGGUACACGAGCUCCGGUCGCAUCUUCCUCGAUCGCAUCGGUCGACCGGGCGAAUACGACGAUGAGCAGGCCUUUGCGAGAGAAGAGGCCGAGGCCUUGGAGACGAUGGAUGAUAUGGCGAGAACGGAGUAUCUGAGAGCAAAAGCAUUUAUUCAAGGCAACCCACCCGAGUCGAUCCAGACGGACAUUUCUUUAUCACAGUAUCUGGCCAUACAGGAGAAGGGUGUGUCGGCUUGGGAGUUUGAACCCGAGCUGGAGAUCGCCAACUGCUUCGUCGAGGCCAGGACCGAAAUCGAGUUUUUCGACUCCGAGUGCACUGUCAUGAGCAACUUACCCGUCCCGAAACAGAACGAGGUUUAUUAUUGGGAGGCGAAGAUUUACGACAAACCAGAAACCACAUUAUUGAGCAUCGGCAUGGCUACGAAGCCCUAUCCACUAUUUAGACUUCCCGGAUUUCACAAGUAUUCUGUUGCCUACACCUCAACGGGAUACCGCCGAUUCAACCAGCCUUUCAACCCGACUUCAUACGGCCCUCCCAUUGUUCAGGGCGAUGUUAUCGGUGUUGGGUACAGACCGAGGACGGGCACUAUCUUCUUUACCCGCAACGGCAAGAGGCUGGAGGAUGUGGCACAUGGUCUCAAAGCACCCAACUUCUUCCCGUCCGUGGGCGCCAACGGUCCCUGCAUAGUGCACGUCAACUUUGGCCAAGCAGGCUUUGUUUUCAUCGAGGCGAAUGUGAAGAAGUGGGGGUUAGCUCCCAUGACAGGAAGCCUAGCUCCUCCGCCGCCAUACGGCAGCGAGCAAGGCAGUAUUUUGCUCGAAUCGGGAAGGAAGGACGGGUACAGCCCUUCGCCUGGUCGAGGGCAUGGCUAUUCGCAAUCAGCACACACCUACGGCCGCCGCGAUCCCAUAUUGGACACUGGGCAUUCUAGGACGAGAAGUGGCAACUUUAGGAUCUUGCCCCCUGCGAGUCCAGGUCCGCAGCGGAGUCCUACUGAUAUCUCCCUGGCGCAGCUGGUACCGUCCGAUGAGGCUGGAGAACCCAGCAAUAGCAAUACCGGAGGCACCUCUGGGGAUCACGUGGUGAACAUCGUUGGUCUUGGGCUCCAAGAAUCGGCCCAUCCUCCCCCGGAGUAUACCAGUCCGGAGCAUUCCGACGACGGGAGUUCCACCAGGAGCAGCUCAGACAGCGAGCAAGCUCCACUUAUCGUGGCCGGACGCAGUAGAGGUGCAUCGGCUGCCACACUGAGGCCAUCGGAUCAUCCGCCGAUUCCUAGCUACACCGACGCAUUACGGCAAGGUGCGGGGCGCGAUAGGAGCCGUAGUGACAGCGCCAUGGUUAGACGUCGGGGUGAAUGA
Messenger RNA from Pseudomassariella vexata, 1452 nucleotides. RefSeq names its product endosomal spry domain protein. Gene Ontology annotation, molecular function: protein binding. NCBI's taxonomy places the organism in Eukaryota, Fungi, Ascomycota, Sordariomycetes, Amphisphaeriales, Pseudomassariaceae. The record is from RefSeq and is a predicted model, not a curated record. The coding region runs from base 1 to 1452 and encodes 483 amino acids. The transcript is spliced from 3 exons.